This is a messenger RNA of Xenopus tropicalis (tropical clawed frog), 2096 nucleotides long. RefSeq names its product provisional ortholog of DnaJ heat shock protein family (Hsp40) member C3. The record is from RefSeq and is a predicted model, not a curated record. The transcript is spliced from 13 exons. Lineage: Eukaryota; Metazoa; Chordata; Amphibia; Anura; Pipidae. Gene Ontology annotation, cellular component: endoplasmic reticulum. The coding region runs from base 244 to 1731 and encodes 495 amino acids.
UGCACACACUAGCGCUUAUAUCCCCAUCGCUGGUAUAAACCGUUCUUACUCGGUUUCGGCGUCAUUGCGCUCCUAUACGGCUGUCCGUACGGAAGUGGUGACGUCACAUUCUCGCGAGAUGAGAGCUGGCAUGUCCGGAACCGUUUCCCUGCCGGAACUGAGUGUCUGGACGGUACCGCAGCGGGCAGGGAGGAACUUGGGAGUGUCCCGCAGGAAGCGGCGCUGUUGGGCGGUACAGCAGGAAUGGAUAGGGAGAAACGCCGGCUCAGCGGGGUCCUGUCAUCCCUCUCCCUCUUCUGUGUCAUCCUGGAUCUGCAGCUGGAUGGGUUAUUGGCUGCAAACCAUGCAGAAAUCGAGGGGCACCUGGAGAUGGGGCGCAAGCUGUUAGCCGCCGGGCAGCUGGCCGAGGCCCUUUCACACUACCAUGCUGCUGUGGAUGGAGACCCCAAUAAUUACCUGACGUAUUACAAGCGGGCGGCGGUGUACCUGGCGAUGGGCAAGUUCAGAUCCGCCCUCCCCGACCUGAGCAGGGCCAUCCAGCUGAAGCCGGACUUCCUGGCCGCGCGGCUCCAGAGGGGCAAUAUCCUCCUCAAGCAGGGAGAUGUGCAGGAGGCCCGGGAAGAUUUCCUAUCAGUGUUGCAGAGUAGCCCGACCAAUGAGGAAGCACAGAACCAGCUGGAGCGCGUGAAGGAAGUGGAGAGCAGUAUGGGAGGAGCCUCGGAAGCCUAUGAGAGGAGAGAUUACUAUGGAGCCAUCGCACUUCUAGAGAAAGUCAUUGAGUUCUCCCCGUGGGACCCCAGUGCCCGGGAGUUGCGGGCUGAGUGUUACCUCCUAGUGGGAGAGCUGAGCAAUGCUGUGCAGGAUCUGAAACCUACAACAAAGCUGCGUAAUGACAACAGGGCUGCCUUCCUGAAGCUUAGCAAGUUGUACUACAGCAUGGGGGAGCAUGGAGAGAGUCUGAGCCACGUGCGCGAGUGCCUGAAGUUGGACCAGGACGAUAAAGACUGCUUCUCCCAUUACAAACAAGUCAAGAAACUCUCCAGACAGCUAGACAUGGCCGAGGAAUUCAUCCAGGAGCAGAGGUACGAAGAUGCCAUAGAGAAAUACGAAGCCUCGAUAAAAACGGAACCCCGAGUGGAGGAGUACAGCAGGAGGGCCAAGGAGAGAAUCUGCCACUGCUUGUCCAAGAGCCAGCGCACAGAAGAAGCCAUAUCCGUAUGUACAGAGGCGCACGAGAGAGACCCACAGAACCCCCUCAUCCUGCGGGACCGGGCCGAGGCCUAUAUUCUCAACGAGGAAUAUGAAAAAGCUGUGGAGGAUUUCCAGCAGGCGAAAGAGCUGGACGGAGAGAACGAGGAGAUGAAGGAAGGUUUAGAGAGGGCUCAGAAGCUGCUCAAACAGUCCAAGAAGCGAGAUUACUACAAAAUACUGGGUGUCAAAAGGAACGCCAACAAACAGGAAGUGAUCAAAGCGUACAGGAAGCUGGCGCAGCAGUGGCACCCCGACAACUUCCAGUCGGAGGAAGAGAAGAAAGAAGCGGAAAAGAAAUUUAUCGACAUCGCAGCGGCCAAAGAAGUGUUAACAGAUCCAGAAAUGCGGCAGAAGGUGGAUGCCGGGGAAGAUCCGUUGGACCCAGAAAACCAGCAGGGGUCCGGCCAUCACCAGCAUUGGCCUUUCGAGUUUAACCCUUUUGGCUCAGGCAAUUUUCAAUUUAAAUUUAACUUUCACUGACCCCCUUGGAACUGCACAAUAAGGACAAUAUGGGGACACAAAGGGCCAGUUCUGUGGCGUGACCCCGAAUUUGGGGGAGGAGCCUUUGCACAUAUCGCCCAUCCCCCCCGGUUUCCCGAGCUUUUCCUCCUGGGAUUCUGAGAAUCGGACUGUUACGGAGGCGGAAACGCUGCAAGCUCGGCGCCCCAAGAAUCUCUUGUUUUUGAUUCGCUUUCUGGCGAGGGACUAGGAGGUGUUUCUACUGGAAUCAUACGUGGAACUUGAUUGGCUGUGGGCGGCGGUUUUAUCAACCGUCAACAAGAAAUCAUCUUGCAGACUGGGAGUGGCCUGUAAAUUAUAGAAUAAAAGUAAAGAUUGGAUUUUAA